AUGAGUUCUCUCAAUGGUUGGCACAAAGGUGAAUGUACCAUUCAGGAGAAACUCGGAUUCCAUGGAGCCGUAUCCCAGUCUUGGACUCAAAUCGAAGGAGAACUUCCUGAGCAACACCGAAAUUUCUACUCCACAUGUCUCCCAUUUAUUCCUAUCACUACUCUUGAUUCUACGGGUCGUCCUUGGUCUUCAAUACUUGCAGGUCCAGAAGGAGAGACUGGGUGGGCUUCCAGCGAGACGUACGACCAAUUGUCUAUGCGGGCGAAGGUCUGGGAUGGUGAUCCGCUGAAGGCGAAUGCGGACUAUCAUGCUGAUACUACAGAUGCAUCUCAGAGGAAGAUGCUAAUUGCUGGUAUUGGUGUACAGUUCUCAACUAGGCGCAGGAACAAGUUCGCAGGUUCGGUCAAGACUAUUGAAACGCAAUCGGGUUUAUUAGAUAUCUGCACGUCUGUUAACGAAGCUAUUGGAAAUUGCCCGAAAUACAUCACGAUCCGCGAUCUUGUUCCAUUUCCACACACAAAACCUCGAGUCACCUAUCAAGAAAUUAACCUUACCCCGACUGGCCGCCUUUCUUCAGAUCUCAUCGCAUUCAUUCAUUCAUCCGACACCGUAUUCCUAGGCUCAUCAUACUCGGCCUCUGAAAGAGAUGCACCGAGGUUUCCAUCUCACCUCGGCAUGAAUCAUCGCGGGGGGAGGCCUGGGUUUGUUCGUGUACGCAACGAUGGGCAUACUCUCGUUUUGCCAGAUUACUCAGGCAAUCGAUUGAUGACAUCCCUCGGAAAUGUAGAAGCCACACCUCUUGCUUCUUUGACAUUCCCAUCAUUCAUCAACGGAUCACUCUUAUAUGUUACCGGAAUUGCCCAUAACCUUGUUGGCGCUCCUGCUCAAGUAAUCAUGCCUUCGCAGAAUGUCCUCACCACGAUUGAAAUAACAGGUUAUAUUUUUAUCGAGGACGCAUUGCCUGUCCGUCAACGUGAAGGAACAGAGCCGCAGAGGAGUCCGUAUGCCCCCCCUGUGAAGCUGCUCAAAGAAGAACAAGCUUCUUCGACAUACUUCAGCACCGAAGACACCAUACACGCGACGCUUUACCGCAUCAAGCUUCAUUCUUCCGAUCUCGCCACAUUCACGUUUGAAUCUCCUCACAAGCUUAACGUUAUCCCAGGCCAAGCUGCCAUCCUUAAUUUCACCUCGUUCCUCGGUGCAUCGCCAUACAAGCACAUGGCACCCGAGAAUCCAAAUUUAGUGAAUGACGAUCGUAUAAGGACAUGGACUAUUUCGUGGUGCAGCUCAUGGACUUCGGUUGCGGAUGGGGUGGGCACGACAUUCUCCUUGACAAUGCGUCUGAAGCCUGGUGGUGCUGUUACUGGGGCACUAUUCAACAUUGCCAACAAACUCUCAGCGGUCCGCCCUGAGUUGCUUGAGGACUCACGUCCGCUUGGACUGAACGUUACACUGGUCGGAAUAGCAGGUGGCUUCGUCCUCGAGCCCACAGACCCUCACGAGGACACUAAAAUUGCGGUUUCACGCGAGGAAGAACAAAUGUCUGUCCAAAAAAAUGCAUCAAGGAAACUCCUUUGGAUAGCCGGCGGGAUUGGAAUAACACCUUUCCUCGCUAUGCUCUCUGGAAUUCCCUUAUACUCCGCCGAAUAUGAAAUCACCCUUUUAUUGUCGACGCGCGAGCCAGAUGUGAUGCUCUCUCUUCUUUCUCAUGCCAUCGAAGUCGCUGCCCACGAAGUCAAACUAGUCGUUCAUGUCUUCUCGUCCAUUAAACAAUUCAAGAAUUCCUUACCUUCUUCGGUAUCGCUUCAUUGUCAUUAUGGACGGAUCACUUCCUCGUUUGUCUCCGGCUUCAAAGCUGAAUGUGUGUAUGUUUGCGGCCCAGAAAUAUUCGAGCGAGAGGUCACCCAGGGUGUAGUUGGGAAGGUGAGAAGGGAGGGAUUUUCUUACUGA
Molecule: messenger RNA, 1950 nt
Organism: Suillus discolor
Lineage: Eukaryota; Fungi; Basidiomycota; Agaricomycetes; Boletales; Suillaceae
Exons: 3
Coding region: 1-1950 (649 amino acids)
Source: RefSeq, a predicted model, not a curated record